Messenger RNA from Neodiprion fabricii, 1448 nucleotides. Its product is annotated as dynein light chain Tctex-type protein 2-like. The record is from RefSeq and is a predicted model, not a curated record. The transcript is spliced from 3 exons. Gene Ontology annotation, molecular function: dynein intermediate chain binding. Gene Ontology annotation, cellular component: cytoplasmic dynein complex; cytoplasm. The coding region runs from base 1 to 696 and encodes 231 amino acids. Gene Ontology annotation, biological process: microtubule-based movement. NCBI's taxonomy places the organism in Eukaryota, Metazoa, Arthropoda, Insecta, Hymenoptera, Diprionidae.
AUGAGCUUCUCAAAAAAUUACGCCCCUCAAAAUUCAACCCACCCUCAAACCGCGCCUGUGAAAAUCGCCUCGACGAUGAGGGAAUCGUCGAAUGCACGUCUCUCUCUGUCCAAGGGCCAAAGGCCCCUGAGCAAGGCCUUGUCCCAGCAGUCGAAAAUCGGCAUGAGUACCGCUUCUCUGAUUCCCGGCCACCAAGUCACAAGUGCAACUUACAGAAGUGCGAAGGGAGGAUUCAAGAUUCCGAGGUACCAGAACAGCUAUCGAUUACAUGCCCACAAUCCGUGGAAACAGGAAGUAGUCGACAAGGUUCUCGAAGACGUUAUGACCACCACCCUGACCGGGAUGAAGUACAACCCCGAGGUUUGCAUGAAACUCUGCCAGGACAUGACGGCCGAGAUAAGAAAUCGGAUAUACCGAAAGGACUACGACAGGCGAGAUAUUGCGACGAUCGCAUGUAAGGAAAUAUUUAUCCAUGAAAGGGUUAAAAAAAAGUGGCACGCAGGGAAAUUAUUUACCUCGUCGCGUUUCAGGUACAAGUUCAUAGUGCAGGUGACGAUAGUAGAAAAGACCGGACAAAGUUUACAAGUCGCUAAUGGGAGGCUGUGGGACAUCGAGAGGGACAAUCACUCGUCUUUUACAUUUGAAAGUUCCCAAAUGUACGCCGUGGGGAUCGUCGUCGGUGUUUAUUACGAAUAAUACCGGAUACAAUUACCGUUAUAACAACAACGAUGCGGAUCGAUUUGCAAGCAACAUUUUUUCGCAGCUCGGUAUAAUAAUUUGCGACAGUUUACCGACUCCCCCUUAUUGUUAGUAUCGUUGGACAAAUUAUUCGAGUGGUGAAAAUUUACAUCCGAGAAUGAUUUAUUCAUGAUUUUUCUUUAUACACUUUCGACGAAUCUCUCUUCCUUUGACGAAUGAAUUUUACACGCGGAUGUGAGACGCGAGAAUUUUUUGUCAAGUGAGAAAAAUGACGUGGAAACUAAUAGUAGAAAUUCAUGAUUUUAACCAAAACAUGGAUGACGACGAAUGAUCAAUGAAACGAAGAAACGAGUUUUUCUCUUUUUCUUUCAACGAUAUUAUCAAUGAAUAAAGAUAAAAUAAUUGCAACAUACGACGGAAUGAAUAUUAUACAAUGUAUAAUGUAUAAGAAUUGCCUGUACGCGUGAGGAUUGUUUUUAUACAUUCUCUUUAUUGUUAUUUAAAUUGAUAUAUUAUUAUUAUUACUAAUGGGCGAUGGUAUGUAUAUGCAUGAUUCGUGUAACAGUGACUAUUACAAUAAUAUUUAUAAUAUUUUAUAUGUAAUAUAAAAACGAAGAAAAAGUGAGACAAAACGAUCUGCUCUUUUCUUCCUCCCAAUACACAAGAAAUCAAAACUAUUUUACACAGCACGUGUUUUUCGAUUGAUUCUACAUCGGAGAUAAUUGGGAAUAAACGAAAAGAAAAUGCAA